This is a messenger RNA of Anoplophora glabripennis (Asian longhorned beetle), 3315 nucleotides long. Its product is annotated as exocyst complex component 2. The transcript is spliced from 2 exons. Gene Ontology annotation, biological process: Golgi to plasma membrane transport; exocytosis. The coding region runs from base 121 to 2799 and encodes 892 amino acids. Gene Ontology annotation, cellular component: exocyst. The record is from RefSeq and is a predicted model, not a curated record. Lineage: Eukaryota; Metazoa; Arthropoda; Insecta; Coleoptera; Cerambycidae.
CAAAACUGGUAGUUGAAAACAAAUCGAAAAAACUUAAAAACAACGAUUUUACAAAAGAAUUACUGAAGUCAUGCAAAAUAUCGAGUUAUUAUAAAAAGUGCUGCAUUUACAAUCGAUAAAAUGGCUCCGCCCCCCGUGGUAACAGGCUUAUCCCCAAAUGAAGGGCCCCCUGGUACUCGAAUAAAAAUAAGGGGCGAGCAUUUCGGUACUAAGCCGACCGAUCUCAUAGGAUUGACCAUCUGCGGGAUAGACUGUUUGUUGGCGUCCGAAUGGAAGUCUGAGAACAAAAUUAUUGCCAUUUCGGGUCCAGUUAAGGGAAAAGGGGAUGUCAUCGUUACAACUAGACUUGGAGGUAUAGGAACAUGUAACGUUACUUUUAGAGGAUAUCAACUAGCUACGAUAGGGCCUAUGAAGGAGAGUGCAGUGUGGGUCGAAGAAGUACCUUUCUACUCUUGGGGAAGGCAUUCUUUAAGUCCUAGUAGUUAUCAGCAAGAAGACCCACUUGGACUGUCCGUAGAUGAAACUGAAAAUAAAGUAAAUGAAGAGGAUUUGAUGACUUACUUCCCAGGAAAGUCGAGCGAUAUUGCCAGUACAAAUUUCUCAUCGGGGUGGUUUCUUUUAGAGAAUCACCAGGCUACUAGUUUUAGUGACUUACAAGCUGGAUUAAAUCAUUUGAGGAGGAAAGUACAAGGACAGAAAGAAGGUCAAUUGUCUUUUUUGAAAGCUAACAUAAAUUCCGUCAUGGACCAAGUCGACACACUUGUUAACUUGAAAGAGAGGUAUGAAAGUGAUUUAUCGAAAUACGGCUCCGAACCCACUCUGCGGUUAGAGAAAGCUAUAAAAGAAUCAGAACGAGAAGCUAGGAAGCUAUUCGACGAUGUUUUAGCAAGAAAGGAUAGAGCAGAGAAGACGAGAAAUGCCUUAAAUGUUUUACAAAGGUUCAAAUUCUUAUUCUGCUUACCAUGCGUAAUUGACAGGAACAUAAAGAAGGGAGAAUAUGACAUUGUUAUAAACGAUUAUAUAAGAGUGAAAAAUUUAUUCCACAAAACUGAUAUUCCUAUAUUCAAAGAAGCCUUAAAUGAAGUUGAAAAACGCAUAAUCGACCUACAAAAGAAGUUGCACGCAGAUCUACAAACUAUGCCGAUUACAGUUGAGCAACAGAAACGACUGAUCCGUUACUUAGUGAAUCUAGAUUCACCUUACGACCCAGCUUGGGAUGCUAUAAAAAGUCGUUCGGAAUAUAUCAACAAGAAAUUUAAACUUAUAUACAAUUUUCACAAGUCUCAGGAUAAACCUGAAAGUAAUAAGAAGAGUAAUUCAUCCACAAAAUAUUCCAAGUAUAAUACUCCACAGCAGACAGAGGUACCAGCAGUACCAGCCUGCAUUAAUUUCACUGAUGAAAUUUGCGUCACGAUUUCCGAAAUAUUCCCCGAUUUGUGGAAGAUUGGUCAGGCAUAUUUUUCAGGCGAACUACAAGUCAAAGUAGAAGCAGGGAGACAGGUCGAAUAUAAACACAUGGUCAUGUCGGUCAUAGAAAUGUUCUGCAAAUACGUAAGAGCUAGCAUCAUCCCCAGCACAUUAGACAAAGCGGAAAGGCCGCAAUUCGGUUCACUGAGCGCGCCCGAAAGAGACCAAAUCGCUCUGUAUUUACCGGAACUGUUAAGGUCAGUACGUUCCACUUACGCUACAUUAAUAAAGUUAGAUUUGCCCAACGAGGCAUUAGAUAUAGUAAGUUUGUUAUUGUUAGAUUUAAGAAUCCAUUGCAUGAGUAUUCUGUUUCAACAAGCUAUGGAACAGAUAAAACAGUUAUCUGAAACGUGGAAGAUAAACUUUGGGGGCAAACACAGCGGAAUCACAGAACUACCGUUGAAGUUCUUGCAGCUGAUCGAGGACGUGAUCCAAAUUGUGAAAGAAUCAGCGCUAUCGGCUGAACAACGAGAGACUUUCCUAUUAGAUAAUCCGACUGCUCAGAGAGAGCUUGAAAAACAGCUGGAUUGUAUUUUAACAGCUUUUCAUAACGUGUUGAAUAACUUAUCUUCGAGUGAGGAUUAUGAAGACGGUGACGAUAGCUCGCCUGUAGUCUCUCAGUUGAUAGGAACCCCUGUCAGUAGUCAUAAAGUGAACAGCAUUAAAACAAACGUACCAACUUGGGAGCACCGUUUGUUGAUAACUUUAUCCAACUGUCUGUUUACUAAGAAUACAAUAUUAGACACCGUUUCCACUAAAUUCAAGGAAGGCGGUUUUCCUCACGUGGACGUCCCUAUAAGAAAUGCCAAAAUUAAGUUGGAAAACUUGGAAAAAUCGAUCCUCGACAAAUACCUAGAACAAAAGAGCGAUCCUUUAGUUGGCACGAUAGAACCGUCGAUGUACUUAGGACGUUUCGACUGGGAUACAAACGUACCGGCAACGGACAUCCGUCCUUAUGCAAAAGAAUGCAUAAACAACCUUAUCAGCGUCCACUCGGAAGUUAACAAUAUUUCCGCAAAGUUAUUAGAUAGCGUUCUACCCAAAAUCGUUGAAACUAUUGCCGAAGAAUUAUACAGGCUCAUGUCGUGCGUUCAGAAAUUUAGUAGGGCAGGUGCGCAACAAGCAAGAGCCGAUAUAUGCGUCCUACAGGAGUUUUUCGAAGGAUAUUUGUCAGGAAGUGCCAAGGGAUAUUUUCAGGAAGCUCUAGAUGUCAUACCAGAGUUAGAAACAAUGGAGACGACUGUUAUUCAGGACAUCUUAAGGCAGUCGAAAGCCAAAAUGAGAAUACAGUUGUUGUGCUUAAAGAGGAGGUCCACGGAAAAUAGGAAUUAAAUGUGGCGGCACUUUUAUUUCUAUUUUGCAGUUAAAGUUUUAGACUGUUGUAUCAAAGCUGUUAUAGCAAAUUAUCUCUCCUGUGAUAAUUAUUUUUUAUUUGUCGCUUAACAAAGAUGCAAUUAAUGUUGAAAUACAAGAUAUUUAAAUAUGAAAAAAUAGUAACUAUAGAUAUUAAGGAAAAAACGUAAUGCUAAUAAAUUAUUCUUAAAAUUUAUUUACACAUGUAAUGUUAAUGAAAUGUACAAUGUACAAUUUUACAGUGGUUUUAUGCAGAUAUUUAUUACAUCAUGCAAGAUAUAUCUUGACAUUUACCAUGUGUAGGAUAUAAAUAAGGUGAUAAAAUAGUAUAUCGGCAUAUAGUUAUUUGUUAUUUGUACCUAAACUCUGCACCGUACGGUAAAUAUUAAGACUGCUUAAGUCUAACAAUAUCAAAAAACAUGUAUAUAUGGUAUUUUUAUUAUUUAAAGCUUUGUAAUAUGUAUCGUAAUGUAUUUAACUUAAUACUUAUUCUUU